Messenger RNA from Aspergillus welwitschiae, 990 nucleotides. RefSeq lists its product as uncharacterized. The transcript is spliced from 2 exons. Lineage: Eukaryota; Fungi; Ascomycota; Eurotiomycetes; Eurotiales; Aspergillaceae. The coding region runs from base 1 to 651 and encodes 216 amino acids. The record is from RefSeq and is a predicted model, not a curated record.
AUGUAUGCCAAUCUCCAAGUGCCUACCACUCCUCGGGCAUACAUCUGCCCCGGUUGUCAGCAAUCUCCUCUUUUACCUCGAGGCCCUGGAGACCAGCUGGCUCAGCAACAAGUUCUACUGCAACGCGUAAAUAGUCUGGAGCAAUGGCAAUCCCAGGUUGUGGCCCAGAUGUCGUCGGGCGGAAUGCCGGGCGCCAACUCCAACCACUCUGGACAGAGCCAAACGGAAUGCCAACAGCAUAUUCCAGCUAUUCAGUCGGCGCAGCAUGAUACGGUGUCAGACGUGGCGCAAACAGACCAUGUGGUGCACGUGCCGCUGGCGAGUCAGGCUCAACAUCAAGGAGAACAGAAUCAAUUCAGUCAGCGAGUGUCGCACCGUAGGGUGUCAAAUUCGUCACAAUCCAAACACGUCCCAGCGUCCCGCCAAGGUCAUAACCAGGAGAGCCAGAACCAAGCCGUUCAGCCAACACCGCGCAAUGGCGGAUUGCAAUUGACGCAAACAAAUCGCGUUUCGGAACAGAUUCACCACCAGGAAGGGCAGCAACUAUCUCUAAAGCAGGAAGACGAAAGCCAGAACGAGAAACAAUGGCAACAAUGCCCCAGUAAACCCAAGCCCGGAGUAACCGGCGGUCAUUCAUUGAUUAGCGUCUAAGGCAAAGAGGAGAGAUCACUAGGAGCACCUCAACCUCAGGGUCCGUGCCUCCGCGAUUAGAACACGAGCGCCAGUGAAGGGUCUCUUUUUUAUUGGUUCUGCCAAUGAUAAUGGAACCUUUGCAACAGACCCGGUCUAUCUCAUAGUCGGGGUGAUCAAGCAGGAAUAAAAUGGAUGUUACCUUGUGCGAUUGGUAUGGGUUACUAUGGGGCCCUUUUCGCCUCGUCUUUUCCGUUUCUGUGCUGGCGACCUAUAUAGGUAUAUGGGGAAUUCUUGCUUACAGCCCUAAUGGCGCAGGAAAGUGAGAAGAUUAGACUUUACUAAUAGCAGAAAACGAGC